Molecule: messenger RNA, 840 nt
Organism: Hermetia illucens (black soldier fly)
Lineage: Eukaryota; Metazoa; Arthropoda; Insecta; Diptera; Stratiomyidae
Product: probable cytochrome P450 6a14
Exons: 2
Coding region: 1-735 (244 amino acids)
Molecular function (GO): heme binding; oxidoreductase activity, acting on paired donors, with incorporation or reduction of molecular oxygen; iron ion binding
Source: RefSeq, a predicted model, not a curated record
AUGGGAAUUGUUCGGGAGACAGUAGAUUAUCGGGAAAAAAAUAAUAUUCGGCGAAAUGAUUUUAUGGAUCUUUUGAUUCAGCUGAAGAAUCAUGCGAAAAUCGAUGGAGAUGAUCAUGAGAGUAUUGAAUCGCAAAUAAUUGAGAAACGAACUUUUAAAGAAUUGGCCGUUCAAGCCUUCAUAUUUUUCCUUGGUGGAUUUGAAACUUCAUCGUCAACCUUGACAUUAGCCCUCUAUGAACUAGCUAAGAACCAGGACGUACAGGAGAAGUGCAGAGUGGAGAUUAAUCACGUGUUGGAGAAAUAUAAGGGAGAAUUAAAAACCCUCCGUAAAUAUCCAAUUCUACCAGUGGUUCUCCGUAAAUGUGUUAAAGACUAUCAUGUACAUGGCACCAAUGUUACGAUUGAAAAAGGAACAGCAGUUCAGAUUCCAAGUUUUUCAAUUCAACAUGAUCCCGAAAUAUAUCCUGAUCCCGAAAAAUUCGACCCCGAUCGGUUUUCACCCGAAAAUGUUAAAUUACGACAUUCUGUUUCAUUCUUAAGUUUCGGUGAUGGACCAAGAAAUUGCACAGGACUGCGUUUUGGAAAAAUGCAAUCCCGGAUUGCACUGAUAAUGCUGCUUAAGAACUAUCGAUUCCAUCUAUCCUCAAAAUCACCUAAUCCACUAGUUUUCUCUAAGAAAAAUUUCAUACUUGCACCAGUAUGCGGGAUGCACUUAAAUAUUGAGAAAUUGUAAAAUAUUACCGGACUUACCAUUGUGAAAAACAAAAAUUUCAAGUAACAGUGUUCUGAUAAAAUAUUUUUGUUGAUAAAUUUUUGACACAUAAUUAAAAUAUUACUC